AUGCAAGUGGACUGGAGGCAGCAGACCUCGAGAAGCCAGGGAGACCUGUUUGAAGGAUUUUACUGCUCAGGAAUCAUCCUGCCCAAAAUAUGCAUUUAUUCUCAGUCCUCAGUGCCAUCUAUUCAUCAGCUCAGUAAGGAAAAGGCUUUCCCAGUAGCAGGCAAUAGGAAACCAUUUCCUUGGUGUGAGCUAAGGCUCCCCCAUACAGUCAUUCCCCUCCACUAUGACCUGCUUGUCCACCUAAAUCUCACCUCUCUGGACUUUGCUGCAUCUGAGAAAAUUGAGGACUUGGUCAGAGAUGCCACCCGAUUUAUCAUCUUACACAGCAAGGAUCUUGAAAUCGUGAAUGCCACCUUGCAGUCGCAUGAUUUGAGAUAUAGGAAACCAGGGGAAAAAAUGAAUGUUUUGAGUCAUCCCGCUCAUCAACAAAUUGCACUGCUGGUUCCAGAGGAACUUAUGGCUGGGAUGAGAUGCUAUGCCAUUGACAUCCAGGACAAGUUAGCUGAUGGCUUCGAAGGAUUUUAUAAAAGCGUGUACAGAGCUCUUGGUGGUGAAACAAGAAUAACUACAGUAAUGGAUUUUGAGCCAACCCAGGCACAUAUAGCUUUCCUUGAUGAAUCAUUGUUCAAAGAUGACUUUUCAAUCAAGAUAAGAAGAGACAUCACACUAUCCAACAUGCUGAAGGUUAAGACCACUGAACUUGAAGGCGGCCUCUUGGGAGAUCACUUUGAAUCUACUGUACAAAUGAGUACACACCCUGUAGCCUACAUAGUUUGUGAUUUCAAAUCUGUGAGUGAAGCAACCUCAUCAGGGGUCAAUGUGUCCAUCUAUGCACCCCCAGACAGAUGGAGUCAAACACAUUAUGCUUUGGAUGCAUCAUUGAAGCUACUUGAUUUUUAUGAAUGCUAUUUUACCACCUACUGGCUUGGAAAUCUGGUUACAAUGGAAUGGUGGAAUGAUAUUUGGCUCAAUGAGGCUUUUGCAAGAUACAUGGAGCUUAUUUCUGUUAAUGCUACAUAUCCAGGGCUACAAUUUGAUGACUGUUUUUUGGAUAUGUGUUUUGAAGUAAUUGCAAGAGAUUCAUUCAAUUCAUCCCUCCCUAUCUCCAAGCCAACAGAAGCUCCUACUCAAAUACAAGAAAUGUUUGAUGUGACUUCUUAUAACAAAGGAGCUUGUAUUUUGAAUAUGCUCAAGGAUUUUCUGAGUGAGGAAAAAUUUCAGAAAGGAAUAAUACCCUACUUAAAGAAAUUCAGCUACAGAAAUGCUAAGAAUGAUAAUUUAUGAGACAGUCUGUCAAAUAGUUAUUUAGAAGGUGAUUUUACAUCUGGUGGAGUUUGUUAUUCUGAUUCCCAGAUGACAAGUAGCACAUCACUUGUCAUUAAACUCAGCUUUCUAGGGAAAAAUGUGGACAUCAAAGAGAUGAUGACUACAUGGGCUUUCCAGAAAGGAAUCCCCUUCUUGGAGGUUAAACAAGAAUGGAGUUCAUUCAGACUACAGGAGGAGCACUUCCUGAAGGGGGUUUUCAAAGAGGACUCUGAAUGGAUAACCCUGCAGGAGAGGUACCUUUGGCAUAUCCCAUUGACCUACUCCAUGAAUUCCUCUAAUGCAAUUCACAGACACAUUCUACUAUCAAAGGCAGGUACUCUGAAUUUACCUGAAAAGACCAGUUGGGUGAAAUUCACUGUGGACUUCAAUGGCUACUGCACCAUUCACUAGGAGGGGCAUGGAUGGGAUCAAUUCAUUACACAGUAGAAUCAGAACCAUACCCGUCUCAGGCCUAAGGACAGAAUAGGUCUGAUUCACAAUGCAUUUCAUCUGAUGGGUGCAGGAAGGUUGAACCUUAACAAAGCCCUUGUCCUGUCUCACUAUCUCCAAUGUGAAACUAGCAACCCUGUACUUCAAGGUCUAGGACAUUUACAAUUGUUUUACCACAUGAUGGACAGAAAGAACAUUUCAGAUGUCACUGAAAACUUCAAGGUUUACCUUCUCCAGUAUUUUAAGCCACUGAUUGACAAGCAAAGCUGGAGCAGAGACGGCUGCUCUGGGACAGGACGCUUUGUGCAUGCGACACUCUUGAAGCUGGUCUGUGACCUGAACCAUCCUCCUUGCAUCUGGAAGGCAGCUGAACUCUUCUCUCAGAGGUUGGAGUCCAGCGGGAAAUUAAAUAUGCCAACAGAUACUUUAAAGACUAUGUAUUCUGUGGAUGCUCAGACCACACCAGGGUGGAAUUACCUUUUAGAGAAAUAUGGACUGUCAGUGUCAGUUGCUGAUAAAAACAAGAUUCUGUAUGCAUUAUCAAUCAGCAAAGAUCAAGAAAAAUUAGUGAAGUAAAUCGAACUAGGAAUGGAAAGAAAAGCUAUCAAGACAGAAGAUUUUGCAUCUCUUUUUCAUGCAAUUGCCAGAAAUCCAAACGGGCAGCUGUUAGCCUGGAAUUUUGUUAGACAUAAUUGGACCCAUCUCCUUAAAAAAUUUGUAUUGGGCUCAUUUGCCAUGAGAAUUAGUUGUCUUAUUUUUUGGUGUGUGUGCCCACUUGUGAAACUGUUUUUUGAAUCUCUUCAGUCCCAAGAAUCACACCUGGAUAUUUUUCAAGUUGUUCUGCAAACCUUAACCAAAAAUAUUAAGUGGCUGGAAAAGAAUCUUAACACCCUGAGGACUUGGCUAAUGGUUAAUAUUUAAAUGGUCAAUAGGGAGAGUACAACAUCAGACAAAUAAGUGUCUACGUGAAGUCAAAUAGACUGAAUGACACCAGCAAAGGUCAAGUCUCAGAGAUUUGGAUGUUUUUUCUAACCGUUAAGAGGCCUCCAGA
Choloepus didactylus (southern two-toed sloth) is the source of this 2806-nucleotide messenger RNA. RefSeq names its product endoplasmic reticulum aminopeptidase 2 (gene ERAP2). Lineage: Eukaryota; Metazoa; Chordata; Mammalia; Pilosa; Megalonychidae. Gene Ontology annotation, cellular component: cytoplasm. The record is from RefSeq and is a predicted model, not a curated record. Gene Ontology annotation, molecular function: metalloaminopeptidase activity; zinc ion binding; peptide binding. Gene Ontology annotation, biological process: proteolysis; peptide catabolic process.